Molecule: messenger RNA, 1063 nt
Organism: Tuber aestivum (summer truffle)
Lineage: Eukaryota; Fungi; Ascomycota; Pezizomycetes; Pezizales; Tuberaceae
Source: the annotation of a GenBank genome assembly
AUGUUUCCUUCAGUCCUUACCUCCAUUCUCUACCUCUUCUCAGCAUUCCUGAGCGGCGUGCACGCAGCUGCGCUUCCGGUCUGUGGAGCCCCGCAGAAACCGGUCGUUUCAACACGCGGGAAGACGGUAGCAUACUUUGGCCAGGUCAGGGAUCAGCCUACUGAUUCCCUCUCAAAGUUCUGCGCCGAUUCAUCUGUGGAUAUUGUCGUGCUUGCGUUUUCCCAUAUCAUCAAGGGAAAGAAGGGGCUUCCGGGCUUGAACCUUGCCGGGUACUGCGGGGAUCCAAUAGAGGGGACCGACUUGAUUAACUGUCCAGAGUUUGGCACCGACAUCAAGGAGUGCCAGGCGCAAGGGAAAUUGGUGCUCUUGAGUUUGCAGGGAUCUAUGGGGACGCAGACGUUGAGCGAUGAUUCUGCGGCGUGUGAGUACGCGGAUAAUCUCUGGAAGCUCUUUGGUGAAGGCACCGGGCUAGAUUCUAUGAGGCCGUUUGGCAAUGCCACGGUUGACGGAUUUGACAUUGGUAUAUCUCCUUCUUUCUCCUCCUCUCCUCUCCCACACACACCGGCCACAUAACGGAGGAUCCCGGCUCACCGUCACAAACUCAGACAACGAAAAUGGAAACCCCCAAGGGUGGCCAACUCUCAUCUCCGAGCUCCGCAAAAAGUUCACCUCUGCUUCCAAAAGGUACUACAUAUCAGCCGCGCCGCAAUGCCCUCGACCCGACAGGUCUAUCGGGAGAGCAGUCUAUCUGGUCGACUUCCUCUUCAUCCAGUUCUACAACAACUACUGUCAAACCACCGGCCUCGUCUCCUCCUUCAACCAGUGGUCCGAAGACAUUGCUGCGAACGGCACCGUAGGAACAAAGUUAUUCGCGGGCUUCCUCGCUGCUUCGGGUAAGGGGACGGGGUACGCUAGCCACUCGGAAAUGAUUGGCUAUAUCAGCCAGAUCAAGGACAAGCCGAACUUUGGAGGUGUCUCGACGUGGGAUGCUUCGUGUGCUAAUAACAACAUGGACUCGAACGGGAGGACAUUCCUAAAGGCCAUGAGGGAUUCUUUGCUGUAA